Molecule: messenger RNA, 1871 nt
Organism: Macadamia integrifolia
Lineage: Eukaryota; Viridiplantae; Streptophyta; Magnoliopsida; Proteales; Proteaceae
Product: mitogen-activated protein kinase kinase 5-like
Exons: 1
Coding region: 382-1539 (385 amino acids)
Biological process (GO): protein phosphorylation
Cellular component (GO): cytoplasm
Molecular function (GO): protein serine/threonine kinase activity; ATP binding
Source: RefSeq, a predicted model, not a curated record
UCUCUCUCUCUCUCUCGCGUCUCCAUCUCCCUCACUUUCUCAUUUCCCCAUAUAUGCCCAAAAUCUUAAAAAAAUUCAAAGAAAAGAAGAAGAAAAAAAUUUUAAGCCCCUUCUCUUCUUGUUCUUCCCCUCUCUUUCCAUUUUUCUUCCUCCUCUCCCUUCCCAGAAAUUUCAUAUCUCUCUUUCUGGUCUAUACGUCCCAAACCCUCCACCCAUCAGGAAUCAGUACCCGAUUCCUAUUUGAAUAGCCACCACAGAGAGAAGCUAUAUAAGUCUCUGCAACAACCUCAACCCACCAAAGAAUCCAAAUGGGCUGCGCGCCUGACAGAGAAUGAGAAGAAACACUGACCACACAAAACCCACCACACCCAAAAUCGAGUCAUGAAACCGAUUCAACCCCCACCACCCACAACCUCCACAAAUCGCUCUCGCCGGAAACCUGACCUAACCCUCCCUCUCCCCCAACGCGACCAUUCCUUUGCCGUCCCUCUCCCUCUACCACCCCCUCCCGCCGUCACCAACAACACCAACACCAACACCAGCACCAAUUCGACAAAUUCAGCUACCUCUUCCUCCUCCACCACCUACCCACCUCCAGCCCCCCUGAGUUUCAACGAGCUCGAUCGACUCAACCGCAUCGGAAGCGGGAGCGGUGGAACUGUCUACAAAGUCCGUCACAGACCCACAGGCCGUCUCUACGCCCUGAAAGUCAUCUAUGGCUACCAUGAAGAGUCUGUCCGCCGCCAGAUCUGUCGCGAGAUCGAGAUCCUUCGCACCGUUGACAACCCUUAUGUCGUCAAGUGCCAUGGAAUGUUCGAUCACUCCGGCGAAAUCGAAGUCCUACUCGAAUACAUGGACGGUGGAUCUCUUGAAGAAAAACCACCCAUCUCCCAUGAACCAACCCUCGCCUCUGUCGCUUAUCAGAUCCUCUGUGGCCUUGCUUACCUCCACCGGCGCAGGAUCGUUCAUCGAGACAUCAAACCCUCGAAUCUCCUGAUCAACAAAAGAAAUCAAGUCAAGAUCGCUGAUUUUGGGGUUGGUCGGAUUCUUGAUCAGACCAUGGAUCCAUGUAAUUCUUCGGUUGGGACGAUUGCUUACAUGAGCCCUGAAAGGAUCAACACAGAUUUAAACCAUGGCGUUUAUGAUGGAUACGCCGGGGAUAUUUGGAGCCUUGGGGUCAGCAUCUUGGAGUUCUACUUGGGUAGGUUUCCGUUUAACGUGGGUCGGCAAGGAGAUUGGGCGAGCUUGAUGUGUGCGAUAUGUAUAUCGCAUCCACCGGAGGCACCUAUCACGGCUUCGAGAGAGUUUAGAGAUUUUAUUUCUUGUUGUUUGCAGAGAGAGCCAGGGAGGAGAUGGACCGCUCCGCAAUUGCUGCUUCAUCCGUUUAUUACUCAUAACAACAAUCAUGGAAUCAACAACAACCACAACAACGGCGGCGGUAUUGGUCUUAGCAGCCAGAAUCAGGUUCAUCAGCAUCAACUUCUACCCCCACUUCAGCAUCAAUCCUCGUCUUCUUCUUCGUCCCCUUCCAAUGGCUGAUUUUUUUUAUCCAAUUUGUAGAAUUUUCUGGCAUGGGUUGAGCUGCUUUAAUUUUAGUAAAAAUGGAGGGAUGGGUCAGCUUCAUUUGCAAUUUUUAAUCAAUCAGCUGGCCCAACUCUUGGUUUUUGUUCUUCAAUCAGUGAUUAAAGAGAUUAGAUGUGGUAUCAUCAAGGUUUUUACUUGGUAGUGUUUUUGAGUAUUUUGUCAGUUCAAGUGACUGGCCGGAUUCAAACUGAAGCCCGCAAAUUAUGGGAUGGCUUGGCUUUGUAAUUUUUACGCAUCAAUCUGGUAUCUUUGGUGGAGAAACAUGAAAAGAAAAGGAAAAUUUGUUA